Molecule: messenger RNA, 1994 nt
Organism: Aspergillus nidulans FGSC A4
Lineage: Eukaryota; Fungi; Ascomycota; Eurotiomycetes; Eurotiales; Aspergillaceae
Product: protein isr1
Exons: 1
Coding region: 491-1675 (394 amino acids)
Molecular function (GO): transferase activity; ATP binding; kinase activity
Source: RefSeq, a predicted model, not a curated record
CUCAAUCUUCCUCUCUCGAUCAUUCUAUACUCUGUAUCAUUACUGACAGAAUCAUCAUGUCGCUGUCUCCGGUCCUGUUCCAUCUCUGUCGCAUGCCUGGUUCGGACUGCAGUCCCUGACCAUAUCCAAACUUUCCUGCUUUUUCUCGACGUCAACUGGUACUCAAGUCGACGGAACUUGGUUCCUGCUACUUGCUGCUCGCCACCGUGACUCACUACAAGAGCCGUUCCUUAUCUCAAACGGGCUGCGUCUCGUCCUUUCGCCCGUUUUCUCUACUGUACGGAGUACUGCUACUGCAUAUAUCUGUAGUGGCCCCGCCUUCAUCAAUACCUAGGUAUUAUUACGGUCUUCCUUGAUACGUCUGCUAUAGCCAUACUAUCAAGAAUACUGAUUUCGAGGAUAUUUCGUCUUCUGAUCAGCUACUGGAGAGACAAUCUCCAGGGCCAGUAUUUCUUAUCGUGCAUUUUAUCUCGGAGAGCAAACAAUAAUCAUGGCGACUUAUACGCCCGUGCAGCUCUCAAUUUCCACCAAAUCCCAUGGCGCCGCUGCUGCGCCAGGACUUGGCCUUACUCCCCCUGUGACUCCCACCAUUGAUGACCGGGCUGGCAGUCCCAAUGCUACUUUAUUGCCUCUCGUGGAUACGUGCUACGGCAACGGAGCCGUAGCUGUAUCCAACCCUCCGCAUUUCCUCGGUCAGUUAGAGUACCAACUCGACGAAGAAGACCGUCCUAUCACGUUUGGAACCGGCGCGUGGAGUGUUGUCUACAAGGCGUUUGCCUCCCCCCGCACGAGUAAUGCAACGCGCCCAUUUACGCCCCCAAGCUCGCCCAGCCCGGCCGGCCGCUUGGUUGCUGUCAAGUCACCCGGAAGACGAGAUGCCCGCCCCGUGAUGUAUGCAGAAGCUCUUGCGCUCACCCGAGCCAGCGCUACACCCGGCUCAGAGCGUCAUCUUGUGCCAUUUCACGGCUAUAUCACCGACUCCAGCUCCAUAGUAAUGUCAGCAGUUCCCUUGACCCUGUCAAGCCAUAUCGAAGACAAGGCCCGCAUUGCCCAGCAGAACUUCAGCAUACGAACCAUGCACGAACCCGUUCUAGGGAUGACGCAGUGGCAUGAUCUUGCCAAGAAGCUCAUUGAGGGUCUCUCCUGGCUCCAUAGUAACGCCCAUAUCGUACACGGUGACAUCAAGCCACAUAACAUUCUCCUUCGCCCACGCAAUUCCCUCGACAGCGACAUCGACUCGGCAGAAUUCCCUUAUGAACCGCUUUUUGCGGACUUCUCCUCCUCAUAUUCCACUUCUUCCUCAGGAACUGAAAUACCGUUAAAUGCCUGCCUCUCAGCCGUAACAACCCCAUUUACAGCGCCAGAGCUGCUCAAAGCCCUUCGCUCGCCGGACGUUAUUCCGGAGCCCGCGUCCGAUGUCUUCUCCCUUGCCGUUUCACUUCUUGGCGCCGCCACUGGCGAUAUCUUAGUUUAUUCUGGGCUCCAUCCGACCCUGCGCAUACAGUGCGCAAAGGACGGUCAUCUUAUUAUUGAAUGGGCCCGUCAGUGUGGAACUAACGGUACACGCGUCCCCCCGAACGGACUUGUUGAGAAGCUCCUCAAGCCGGCAGUUGCGAAAGUUCCUGCUGAGCGGGUCACUGCUCAUGCAUGGUUGGACAUGGCCAGCACUGUCUAGCCAAUAUAUCUUCAUCCGCUCUCCCAUCAUCACGAACAUCGGCUUUGUCAUAAUACACACUCUCGAGCAUCUACUCCGGCAUAUGUUUCUUCUAGAUCUAUCCACAUUUCUGUUGCGAUUUGGGUUCCGCGGGUUUGAUUCAGUUACGCAUGUAUAUGUUUUUGCGAACAUUUUCUUUUAUCUUCCUUCUUAACACCAAUUUGUGAUACCCUAUUAUUACAAGGCCACCACUUGGCUCUAUUUUUCUUCGGGAACUAUGCUAUGCCAUGUCACGCUAUAUGUACUACUUAGCCCAUGUAUGCAUUUCUAUACACCUGGA